Lachancea meyersii CBS 8951 is the source of this 2304-nucleotide messenger RNA. The record is from the annotation of a GenBank genome assembly. Lineage: Eukaryota; Fungi; Ascomycota; Saccharomycetes; Saccharomycetales; Saccharomycetaceae.
AUGGCUAGCUUGGAGGAUCUCAUUCCGACAGCUAAUAAGCUGCAGGAUGUUAUGUACGAUGCUGGCAUUGACACGCUCGAUUUACCGGUAUUGGCCGUUAUUGGAUCACAAUCAUCCGGAAAGUCUUCUAUUUUAGAGACAUUGGUGGGCAAGGAUUUCUUGCCCAGAGGCACCGGAAUAGUUACAAGACGGCCAUUGGUUUUACAACUAAAUAAUAUCGCAACAAAUUCACCUCUCAUCAAUCAGCAUCAUGACGAGGACGAGAUACCCACAGACCAAAAUAACGAUAAUAACGAGCUGACCUUAGAAGACCAUUUGCGUAAAAACCAGGGCUAUGAACCAACACAGAGAAAUGAAUGGGGUGAGUUUCUGCAUCUGCCCGGCCGCCGGUUUUACGACUUUCGCGAGAUCAGAAACGAAAUCCAGAACGAAACUGCAAGGAUUGCGGGCAAGAACAAAGGUAUCAGUCGUAUUCCUAUAAACCUUAAAGUCUUUUCUCCUAGGGUUUUAAACUUGACACUAGUCGACUUGCCGGGUAUCACAAAAGUUCCAAUUGGUGAACAACCUGCCGAUAUCGAAAAGCAAAUCAAAAAUCUGAUCUUAGAAUACGUGGCCAAACCUAACUGCAUCAUUCUGGCAGUCUCACCCGCUAAUGUUGAUCUGGUCAAUUCUGAAUCUUUGAAGCUCGCGAGGGAAGUAGACCCUCAUGGUCGGAGAACGAUUGGUGUUAUAACUAAAAUGGACCUCAUGGAUAGCGGAACGAAUGCUUUAGACAUACUCUCUGGAAAACUUUAUCCACUGAAGCUUGGUUUCGUUGGUGUAGUCAACAGAUCUCAACAGGACAUACAGUCCAACAGAAGCGUUGAAGAGGCGCUGGAUAAUGAAGAAGCCUUUUUCGUGAGGCAUCCAGUCUACAGAACUAUUUCAACAAGAUGCGGCACACGGUACCUAGCGAAACUACUGAAUCAAAUUCUCCUUAAUCACAUUCGUGAGAAAUUGCCUGAUAUCAAGGCCAGAUUGAAUACUCUCAUUGGGCAAACAGAACAAGAACUGCAGACGUACGGUGGGACGGGCGUUAUUACAAAAGAAAAUCGAGCCGGCCUGGUCUUGCAACUGAUGAACAAGUUCGCUGCUCGUUUCGUUUCCUCGAUUGAAGGAACCUCGUCAGACAUCAGUACCAAAGAACUUUGUGGAGGGGCACGCAUAUAUUUCAUUUACAACAACAUUUUUGGGAGCUCUCUGAAAUCAAUAAGCCCAACGGAGAAUCUAUCCACUCGAGACAUCCAAACCGCUAUUCGCAAUUCGACUGGCCCACGUCCCUCGUUAUUUGUGCCCGAACUUGCUUUUGAUUUGCUUGUCAAGCCACAAAUUCAUCUUCUCUUGGAGCCCUCGGAACGCUGCGUUGAGCUGGUUUAUGAGGAACUUAUGAAGAUAUGUCACAAUUGUGGCUCACCAGAACUGGCGCGCUACCCGAAACUUCAAGCUAAGCUUAUCGAGGUUGUUAGUGAGCUUUUGAGAGAGCGAUUGGGUCCAACGCGUUCUUACGUCGAGAGUCUCAUUGAAAUUCAUCGAGCGUAUAUCAACACUAACCACCCCAACUUUCUGAGUGCAACGGAGGUGAUGGCCGACAUCGUUGAUUCCAAGAAAACAAGGAGGGAUCAAAUUUCAAAAAAGCCAGAUUUGGAAGAUGCCAGGCAUUCGCUUGCUAAAGACCUUGCAAAGAAACAAAAUGAAGACAGCUCUCCAACUUUGACGUCUAUCAGUGAUGCCGACAGAAUUCGUCUCAGUGAAACGUCUUCCGAUGACGACGAAAAAGAUCCCUCCAAGCAGUCUAAAGAUUCGUUUUUGAAUUACUUUUUUGGUAAAGAUCAACAGAGAGGCACUCAACUAAAUGGUUUUACAGAGAGCUAUAGCUUGGAUACCAAAGGGGACCGUACGACUGAAUUUCUGGACUUCGACAAUCUUCAACUUAAUAACGAAGGAGGCCAACAAAAUGAGGAACAUAUGCCUCAAAUGAAUGAAAGGGAACAGCUAGAGUGCGAGCUUAUCAGAAGACUGAUUGUGUCUUAUUUUGGAAUCGUGAGAGAGAUGAUUCAAGAUCAAGUCCCAAAAGCUGUCAUGUGUUUGCUUGUUAACUUCUCGAAAGAAAUUAUUCAAAAUCGCCUUGUCACCAAACUUUACAAAGAAGCUUUAUUCGAGGAUCUCUUGAUGGAAGAUCAGAAUUUAGCUCAAGAUAGGCAAAAAUGCGUCAAGUUACUAGAGACAUACAAAGCGGCCUCCAACAUCAUAGGCGAUAUUCUAUAA